Cordyceps militaris CM01 is the source of this 3363-nucleotide messenger RNA. Its product is annotated as potassium/sodium efflux P-type ATPase. The transcript has 4 exons. Gene Ontology annotation, molecular function: ATP binding; ATP hydrolysis activity; P-type calcium transporter activity. The record is from RefSeq and is a predicted model, not a curated record. Gene Ontology annotation, cellular component: plasma membrane. Lineage: Eukaryota; Fungi; Ascomycota; Sordariomycetes; Hypocreales; Cordycipitaceae. Gene Ontology annotation, biological process: intracellular calcium ion homeostasis; calcium ion transmembrane transport. The coding region runs from base 1 to 3363 and encodes 1120 amino acids.
AUGGCUGAGUUUCCCCAGCACCCCUUCCUGCUCUCCGUCGCCGACACGGCCGACGCCCUCGGCACCGAUGUCGACAAGGGCCUCACCUCGGCGCAGGUGGCGCAGAUGCAGGAAAAGUAUCCCUUGAACGAGCUUGAUGUUGGCGGCAGCAUUGCCUGGUACAGCAUCCUGACCAAGCAAAUUCUCAACGCCAUGAUUAUUGUCCUUGUUUUCGCCAUGGCUCUCAGCUUUGGCAUUAAAGAUUACAUCGAGGGCGGUGUCCUCGCAUGUGUCAUUGUCCUCAAUGUCACCAUUGGCUUCUGGCAAGAGUACCGCGCCGAAAAGCGCAUGGAUGCGCUUCGUGCCCUCUCGUCCCCCAGUGCCAUGGUUCUCCGUGACGGCAAGACCCAGGUCAUUUCCAACCCCGAUGUCGUCCCCGGCGACAUUGUCAUCCUCAAGACCGGCGACACAGUCCCCGCCGAUCUCCGCCUCUUCGAAGCCAUGAACCUGGCCUGCGAAGAGGGCCAGCUCACGGGCGAAUCGAUCCCCGUCGAGAAAAUUAUCCAGAAUAACGUAACCGCCCCCGGAAGCGAAAAGCUGGCCACCUCGGAACAGGAGGUUGGCAUCGGCGACCGUGUCAACAUGGCCUACGCCACCACCGUCGUCCGAAAAGGCCGCGGCCGUGGCAUCGUUACCGCUACGGGCAUGAGCACCGAGGUCGGCAAGAUUGCCGCCUCCACCUCCAAGAAGCAGCGCAAGGCCGGCCGCUCUCUGAACUGGCGCAAGUACGGCAAGCGUCAGCCCGUUGUCGGCCUCGCUAAACGUACCUACGACUUGAUUGGCAAGUUUUUGGGCUUGACCGUGGGAACACCUCUCCAGCGAAAGCUGUCAGCUCUUGCCUACGUCCUCUUUGGAUGUGCUAUUAUCCUCGCCAUGGUCGUUUUUGGUGUCAACCACUUCAAUCUUCGCAACGAAGUCAUCAUUUAUGCCACCUCUCUCGGUAUCGCCAUCAUUCCCGAAUCUCUUGUCGCGGUCCUCACAAUUACUAUGGUUGUUGCUGUCACUGUUAUGCGCAAGGCCAACGUCGUCGUGCGCGACCUCUCUGCGCUCGAAGCUCUCGGUGGUGUCACCAACAUUUGCUCCGACAAGACCGGUACCCUUACCGAGGGUGCCAUGAUUGUCCGCAAGGCUUGGAUUCCCAGCAGCCACAUCUACACUGUGCACGACUCGCAGAGCCCCAAUGAUCCGACCAAGGGCCGCGUGACGUAUGCGCUCAACAAGGACGAGCCCGUCACCGAGGCCCCCAAGCGAGACUACGAUCGUGAGCGCAGUGCCGCUGUUCUCAAAUUUGAUGUUCCUGACGAGAAGCUCCAUCCUCCCAAGAGCGAGGCUGAAACCGCCCCCGUCGAGACAGCUUGUGAAAUGACGGAUGAGCUCAAGGCAUUUUUGCUCUCCACCUCUUUGUGCAAUCUGGCCACGGUUCGCUUCGACAAGGAAGAGGAAAAGUGGCAAACGACUGGCGAGCCCACCGAGAUUGCCCUUCAAGUUUUUGCCCACCGUUUCAGCCUCGGAAAGAAGUCACUCGAGGGUCAGGGCUGGAAGCAGCUUGCUGAGUUCCCCUUUGACAGCUCCAUCAAGCGCAUGUCGGUCAUCUAUGAUGCACCCGAGGGUGAGCGUGGUUCCAUUAUUGAGACCAGCAGCAGCAUGGUCUUUACCAAGGGAGCUGUCGAACGCAUCCUGGAUCUCUGUUCGCAUGUGGGAACUGGUGCUGACCAGCAGCCCAUCUCUGACGAACUCAAAGAGACUGUCCUCGAUCAAAUGAACAGUCUCGCCUCCCAGGGUCAGCGCGUUCUUGCUAUCGCGUACCGCGCAUGGGACGGCAAGUUUACCGCCAAGCAAUCGUCCAGCGCCGCCGAGGAUGAGAAGCUCCGUGGUGAAGUGGAACAGGGCCUCACUCUGCUCGGCCUUGCCGGCAUCUACGACCCUCCGCGUCGCGAGACCAAGAGUUCCAUUGCGGAGUGCUCCCAGGCCGGUAUCAAGGUACACAUGCUCACUGGUGACCACCCCGAAACUGCCAAGGCCAUUGCCAAGGAAGUUGGCAUCAUCCCCAAGAACCUGGGCGUCUUGCCCGACUCGGUUGCCAGCUCAAUUGUCCAAAAGGCCACCGACUUUGACAAAAUGACAGACGCCGAGAUUGAUGCAAUGGAAGAACUUCCCCUGGUCAUCGCUCGCUGUGCUCCAGACACCAAGACGCGCAUGAUUGAAGCUCUACGUCGGCGCGGCGCCUUCAUGGCCAUGACUGGCGAUGGCGUCAACGACGCGCCUUCUCUGUCGCGUGCUGAUGUUGGCAUCGCCAUGGGCUCAGGCUCUGAUGUUGCCAAGUCGGCUUCCAAGAUUGUGCUGACCGACGACAAGUUCAACUCCAUCGUCUCGGCCAUUCGUGAGGGUCGUCGCAUGUUUGACAAUAUCCAAAAAUUCAUCCUGCACUUGCUCACGUCCAACGUUGGCGAGGUCAUUCUCCUGGUUGCCGGCCUCGGCUUCGUCGACGUUGAUGGCUUCUCUGUCUUUCCCAUUUCCCCUCUCCACAUCAUCUGGAUUAACAUGGUUACUUCGUCGUUUCCCGCCUUUGGUCUUGGUCGUGAGCCUGCCGCGCAGGACGUCAUGCGCAAACCCCCACAGGACAAGCGUCGCGGUGUGUUUACCAACCAGAUCAUUGUCGACAUGGUCAUCUAUGGCAUCAUGAUGGGCGCCUGCACCAUGGUCACCUUUGUCAUCAUCAUCUACGGCCGAUACGGGGGCGACCUGGGCGCGAACUGCAACACGGCGUAUUCCGAGUCUUGCCGGCCCGUCUUCCGAGCUCGUGCCGCCGUCUUCGCGGAGCUCACCUGGUUGAUUCUCAUUUCGGCUUGGGAAUUCAAAAGCCUUCGCCGUUCCAUGUUCCGCUUGAACCCCGACGAUGACAGCAGUUUCCCCUUCUUCAAGGAUGUCUACAGCAACCGCUUCCUAUUCUGGUCCGUCAUUUGCGGUGCUCUGUCGGUCAUUCCUGUUGUGUACAUCCCGCAGCUGAACACCAAGUUCUUCAAGCACGCCCCCAUUUCUUGGGAGUGGGCGCUGUCAAUUGGCUUCACACUUGUCUUUGUUGCUGGCAUUGAAGGCUGGAAAUUUAUCAAGCGGCACUUUGGGCUGCUUCAGGAUCGUGCCGUGCAGCGCGGUGCCUGGGGCCAGGGAGGGCCAGAUGAGUCGGGAGUCAAGUUCCGCAAGACCAUGUCCGUGUCUAGCUUCAAGACAUGGGCGUCAUUUUCGCGUAAAGACACGGGCGAUACGCUAUCGAAGAGCAACACGCAAAUGUCGGGGGCUAAUAAUAAGAACUCUAGCAUGGUUUAG